Molecule: messenger RNA, 1283 nt
Organism: Trichogramma pretiosum
Lineage: Eukaryota; Metazoa; Arthropoda; Insecta; Hymenoptera; Trichogrammatidae
Product: zinc finger protein 39-like
Exons: 4
Coding region: 156-1283 (375 amino acids)
Biological process (GO): regulation of transcription by RNA polymerase II
Molecular function (GO): RNA polymerase II cis-regulatory region sequence-specific DNA binding; DNA-binding transcription factor activity
Source: RefSeq, a predicted model, not a curated record
CGUUCACUCGCAAGUAAGUAGCUCGAUCCAUCGGUGAACAAGUGUUUACAAAAAAUAUUCGUGAAUGCGUAUAUGGAUCUCUGCGUUGGCUACCUGGAGUCACCUAACCUCGAAUAAUUAAACAUUUUUGGCGAAUAUUAAAAAGUAAAAGAGUAAUGGAAGGUACAGGAGACAUAGUUAGAGUGAAAGAAGAGCCGAAAGAUAUCCAUGUGGAUGCAAGCGACGAUUAUAUUUUUGAUACAGUGAAUCCGUGUAGAGUGAACAACUUUGAAACAUUUCCGAUUGUUAAAUCAUCGGCAAAACAUAGACAUGAGGCUUCUGCGUUGAACGAAAAAAAGGACAAAAAUAUAAAAGUAGAUUUUGAGUGCGUAGAUUUUAAACAUGAAGUGAAAUCUUUAUUGACAAACAUCUGCAAAACUGAGGAUGAACAUUGUCAGCCUAUUGUAAAAAUAAAAGAUGAAUAUCAGAUAAAUGACAUUGAUGAAACUAUAAUCAGCGAUUUUGAGUGCAAAGAUGUGAAACUAGAAGUGAAGUCUCAAGCGACAACCAUAUGCAAAACUGAGUAUGGUGGUUUUCCCUCUGACGUGAAAAUAGAAAACCAAAUUCUGACCGAUUAUUUGAAUCACGAAGAGCAGGAAAUUUUGAUAAAAAACAAAUUAGAUUAUGAAAAACAUGAAUUACAAGUCAAUUCUUGUUUGAAAUAUGAUGAAUAUGAUAAGGGUAAAAAUUUCAAACAAACUAAUGAAUCAAAGUCAUCUAAUAAAUAUGAUAUGCGUCAAAAAAGGUGUCAAGGAGAAGUGAGUCUAGAAACAAAUACUUAUACGACACUUCUCAAAACUCACAUAAAUAUAGUUCAUGAUCGUAGCAAACCAUAUGAAUGUACAAUUUGUCACAAAUCAUUUGGAGAGAAAGGACAUCUCAAUACUCACAUAAAUUCAGUACAUGGUCGGAACAAGCCCUUCGAAUGUGAAAUUUGUCACAAAUCAUUUGGACAAAAAGAACAUCUUAAAAGUCAUAUUAGUACAGUACAUGAUCGUAGUAAACCCUUCGAAUGUGAGAUUUGUUACAAGUCAUUUUCAUCCAAGGCUUACGUUACGAUUCACAUUGAUGCAAUACAUAAUCGUAAAAAACCACACGAGUGUGAUACUUGUCACAAAUCAUUUGGACAAAAAGAACAUCUUAAAAGUCAUAUUAGUACACGGUGCAUAAUCGGAGCAAACCCUUUGAAUGUGAAAUUUGUCACCAAUCAUUCGGACAAAAAAUUACCCUCGAUUCUCACAUAA